UGUGUAUCCGGCAGCCCUCAUCGCCGUUUUCGUCUUUUCCGUCUCCAGAUCAAUCUCAGAUCGGGAAUAUGGUUGAAUUUGGAGCCAGUAUCCGUUACUAUCCUCUGCUUCAUCGCCUAACAAAUAUCGAACGACGGAUCAAGAUAAACAGUCUUCUCCUCUGUUUCUACAGCAUCUACAAAUCCCGAUUAAUUUCCUGCUUAUAUAUGAUAAUCGCCUUUCUUCGAUAACUGGGAAUAAAGCAAAAUAACCAUCUUGGCCGUCCAAAUUAGAGGGAAAGAAAGCACCUGACUUCUCUGGAAUGUUCGAGCUUGUGUACAAUGCCAAUAUAAGGCACGAUGAUCAUCAGACCAUUUUCCAUAUUCAUCACCCAAAAGCCUCCAAUCCUCUCCCUUUUCAAUUUUCACUCACUCUUCCUCCUUCCAGAGAAUGAGCCGCCACCCAAUUGUGAAGUGGGCACAGAGAAGUGACAAAGUUUACAUCACUGUUGAGUUGCCUGAUGCGAAGGAUGUAAAGCUCAAGCUUGAUCCUGAAGGGAGAUUCAUCUUUUCUGCUACUAAAGAUGAUGUCCCUUAUGAAGUUGACAUUGAAUUGUUUGACAAGAUCAAUGUAGAGGAGAGCAAGUACAACAUUGGUGUGCGAAGUAUUGCCUAUGUUAUAAAAAAAGCAGAAAAAAAAUGGUGGAACAGGUUGAUGAAGCAAGAAGGAAAACCUCCUGUGUUCCUCAAAGUUGACUGGGAUAAAUGGGUUGAUGAAGAUGACGAGAAUGAUGGAGGUCGCUUGGAUUUUGAUGACAUGGAUUUCUCAAAGUUAAACAUGGGUGGGGACAAUUUUGAUAUCGACGAGUUGAAGGAUGAAGAAGAAGGAGCAGACACCGAAGAAGCAUCAGAAGGGAAAGAAGCAGAAACAGAAACUAGUACAUCGGCUGCUGAGAAGGCUAAGGCUUGAUUGUCUUGGAAAGCAACAAGUCUAGUUUCGAUCUUGUUAUAAUUUUGACUAGGUGUCAUCCUUGAUCUGUGAUUUUGCUUAAGGACCACAAAGUAAAAAGCCUGUAGUGGGAAACUAGCUGUCUACUUGCGCUUCAUGUAUGAAUUUUUCUACUGGAUAAAAAUCCCUACAUGUUCAUCAAGUAACCCCUUUUUAGUUUA
Molecule: messenger RNA, 1148 nt
Organism: Jatropha curcas
Lineage: Eukaryota; Viridiplantae; Streptophyta; Magnoliopsida; Malpighiales; Euphorbiaceae
Product: co-chaperone protein p23-1
Biological process (GO): chaperone-mediated protein complex assembly; protein folding
Cellular component (GO): nucleus; cytosol
Molecular function (GO): protein-folding chaperone binding; Hsp90 protein binding
Source: RefSeq, a predicted model, not a curated record